Otolemur garnettii (small-eared galago) is the source of this 521-nucleotide messenger RNA. It is a transcript of the gene SNRPD2, whose product is annotated as small nuclear ribonucleoprotein D2 polypeptide. The coding region runs from base 73 to 429 and encodes 118 amino acids. Gene Ontology annotation, molecular function: RNA binding. Lineage: Eukaryota; Metazoa; Chordata; Mammalia; Primates; Galagidae. Gene Ontology annotation, cellular component: catalytic step 2 spliceosome; U1 snRNP; U2 snRNP. Gene Ontology annotation, biological process: RNA splicing; spliceosomal snRNP assembly. The transcript is spliced from 3 exons. The record is from RefSeq and is a predicted model, not a curated record.
AUUUCGCUCUCUCUUUCCUCAGAGACAGAAGCAACGCGGAGAAGGAAGUGAUUUGAGAGCACAGCCACCACCAUGAGCCUCCUCAACAAGCCCAAGAGUGAGAUGACCCCAGAGGAGCUACAGAAGCGGGAGGAAGAAGAAUUUAACACUGGUCCACUCUCUGUGCUCACACAGUCAGUCAAGAACAACACCCAAGUGCUUAUUAAUUGCCGCAAUAACAAGAAACUCCUGGGCCGGGUGAAGGCCUUUGAUAGGCACUGCAACAUGGUGCUGGAGAAUGUGAAGGAGAUGUGGACUGAGGUCCCCAAAAGUGGCAAGGGUAAGAAGAAGUCCAAGCCAGUCAACAAAGACCGCUACAUCUCCAAGAUGUUUCUGCGUGGGGACUCGGUCAUUGUGGUCCUGCGGAACCCACUUAUUGCUGGCAAAUAGGCCCUCUUCCCCACUGACAGCUUGCUCCCCCGUCUUGUGAAGGCCUGCUCUUUGUGAUGGGAAUAAUAAAGCCCUGUGGUUUUUUUUCUAGU